AUGGAGGAUCGACCUGGUUUAAGCUCGCUCAAUAGUCCAAUCUUGGGUGGCACCAAGCCCAACGAGAUCGAGCUGGGAGAUUCUCUACAGCUGCCUGGCAGCGCUGUUCACGUGCUCGUAUACUGUCUUUCCGCUAAACGUACCGGAAUACGAGGACUCGAGGUUGACGCGAAUCUUGCGGAAGGCGAAAUGGAUGCUGCUCACAAUCCUUGUGCCGGAGUUGAUUGUUUAUUUGGCAACGACGACGAAAGUCAGGACGACGAGAGUCAGAAACCUGACCGCGACAAAAAUAUAGCGCAAGACAAAUCAAAAGAACCAUCCAGAGAGACCGAAGUCAACAACGAAGGACAAAAAGCUCCUGAAGCUCCCAAAGCUCCCAGCCUAUCCAAUGAUGGCGAGGAGGGUGAAGCAGAGACUGCAAAGCCGCGACCUACCCUAUUGUUUUGCCACUUUGUCUUGAUGGGAGGUCUUGCUGUCGACGUCAGCGAAAUUCAUGAUAGUGUGCGUAGAGUCACAUUAACCGCCAACGGUGUCACUGAACUAUCAAAACGUGGUCAUCUGCCUUUUAUUCCUGACAAACGUAUACAAGAAUUGGAUCAUUUCGACUAUUUGGGUAACGGCAUUGCCAUCUUUCAGGCAUUCUGGCUGGUGCUCGAAUGCAUAGGACGACGAGCGGCAGGCCUUCCUAUUGCUUUGUUAGAGCUGAACACUUGCGUCAAUAUUGGCUUUGCUUUGUGCCUGCGACUUCUAUGGCACGCUAAGCCUUUCAACCUUGAAUCACCCAUCGUUGUGAAUGACAGCAAUUUCAAAGGCUGUAUCGCCCUGAUGUUUAUGGUGAGCGACAUUUCAGGAAUUGGAAGACGUCGCUCAUGGGGUCUGUGGCUAGAUCGCCCCGAGUCAAAUCACAUCGCUACUUACUUACCCACGAGAAACAGUGAGCUCAAGUCACCUGAUUGUCACUCAGCAGAAAAUCCCGGAAGCAAGGGACCAAUAUCAAGUCUUCAAACUAAUGCUUCGCUCAGACGUCCUUCAUCCGAAAAUCUGGAUAUCUCUGGUAAUCAUAGGCUAUCAGGAGCACCAGCCCCGAGUUCGAAUAAUCAUAGCCGUGAAUAUUCGUAUGAAAACACGAAUAGUGACGCUUCUAGCAAAGAUCUCACGAUUGAAAGGCCGUCUAUUAUGACAAUGAGUGAGCCUCUGGGGGUAGUCACAAAACAAGUGCACAAGGUACCUAAAGAUGUCACAAUAAUCGGUAUAAUGCAACCAGGAGAGUGCUUCAAUUCUGGCGUUGGAAUACACCCAUCCGCACGAAUGUCGUAUGAGGUAUCUGCAAAGGAUGCUCUGAGGUGGCGUCUGGCCGAAAGUGAGAGGAAGGUCUUGGAGAGAGACCGGAGCUUCGAUCUCACGCCUGACGAAAGAAUUGGGUGGGUGGAUUGGGAUCGAUUUUUGUCCAGGUUCAACCCAGUGGUGAACAGAGGGCUCAAUCUAGAUAUGACUUUCUGGAAUCUCGUUGAUAUGAAGGUGUAUUUCGAGACGAUGGAGUAUCCCACUCUCCGUUGGAUGGGCGCGUUUCUCACACUUCAUGGUGGCGUUCACUUGUCGGCUUGGACAUUCAAUUUUCCUACUCAACUUGAGCUGCUCCUUUGGAAAGUAUCUUGCUUUACUUUAUGUGGAUGGGUCUGGGCAAUGGGGUUGGUCGUGUAUAUGAAUUACGCUGUUCUCGGACCCAAUCUUCGACGCGAUUCAAAGUUGAAAUUCAUCGCAGAGGUGACUGUCAAAUUCUUGACUUUAACGUCCGUCGCGCUGGCAAUUGCAGUGUCGGCUUCAAGCAUCUAUCUGAUCCUAGAGGCUUUCUUGAGCCUUAGGCAUGAGCCUGUUGGGGUCUUCGCUAGGUUAGAAUGGACAGCUUUCUUCCCGAUUCUAGGCUAA
This is a messenger RNA of Bacidia gigantensis, 1926 nucleotides long. RefSeq lists its product as uncharacterized. The transcript has 3 exons. The coding region runs from base 1 to 1926 and encodes 641 amino acids. The record is from RefSeq and is a predicted model, not a curated record. Lineage: Eukaryota; Fungi; Ascomycota; Lecanoromycetes; Lecanorales; Ramalinaceae.